AUGUCGCUUGGCAGUAUAGAUUGGAAAAUCGAGAGGAUACAAGCUGAUUAUUGGACAACAGCAUUAAUCGCUCAUCUUAUACCCGUUAUUGUCCUGCGAGAUGGAUCUGGGCGGCAGAAACCCGACGAACUCUGCGAGGGAUUCCAGUCAGAAGCAAAGAAGAUCGAGACGUUCGGGCUGGCGCUGUCCAAAGCUUGCACGGAGAGUGAUCAGCCUAUCCUCGUCUACAUGGCGAAACUCAGACGUUGUUACGAUCCUUAUGCCGCCAUCUCCUUCGAGAUUGACUCGGGUCGGGAGAUUAAAGUCCAAAGCCUAAACGGCGAAGAAGCAGAACAAGUACUUUCGAAGGGCCUUCAUGUUCGGAAAUUGAGACACGAGGACAGCCCAAUGUGGUCAUUACCACAACUGCAGCUCGUACUGGAGCAGAGUCGAGCUUGUACUUCAAAACUGCUGAGCUGUCCACCUUUUACAAUUCUGACUUUCGAGGUUUUUAAACCACUGAGCACUGGCAACGAACUUGUAGACCUCGGCUACAGCAUCACAGGUCGGGGCAAUACUGCAUCUAACCUUAGGUCUCUUCAGAUGAAGAAAUCGGCAAACCCUCAAAAUAUGAUUUUUGCAAAGCAAACUCCAGCAUCGUAUUGCAUCACAACCCAGCACGCGAGCGAUGGAUGGAGAGCGGUUUUCGUGGAGAAAAAAAGUCACGAAUGUGUUUCCGAUGGGCUUUCAUGCUCUUAUGAGCACAAAAGUCUUCGCCGUCUGGCUAAAAGCCUUCAAGGACUGGAUAUUGGGAAAAAUAUCGGCCUGUUGAGUUUCAGAGAGCUGAUCGAGCACGAGAGCGGGUCCAGACACAGUUCAUGCCACCUUGUGUAUGAUUUACCCCAGAACAUGGCCGGACAAUCGCUGCUUCUGACCUCACUCUCUGAUCAAAUCGGAGAAAGUCUAUCGGCUGCUCGGCCGAUAAUGCCGCUGCGUUUGUUGGUAGCAAAGCGUGUCUGUUCAGCGGUGGCGCAACUCCACGCUGGUGGUAUUCUGCACAAGAACAUCCAGAAGAGUUCUGUGAUAUUCCUGAGCAGCAGUGAGCUGGUAAAAAAUUUCGACUGUGAGUGUGUGUAUCUUGUGGAUUGUGACUAUUCUCGGUUUGAAGGGGAUAAGACCUCGUAUUAUUUCAGUCACGAUCUUGAGCGAAACCUUUCGCGACAUCCCUCUUGUCAGGGCAACCCGAGUGAAUCCUUCCGGCUUCACCAUGAUAUUUAUGCUCUCGGUGUCUUGCUACUCGAGAUCGGCCUAUGGAGGUCAGCAAUGGACAUUCUGACUGAGCAAAACGGCAAUAUCCCGCCGUCGAGCUCAACUUCCCCAGUCAAAAUACGGAACUUGCUCAAAAAGGCAGCUCAGACACUGCUACCGCAAAAGCUUGGUUCAGACUACGCGUCGGCUGUGAAGGUCUGCCUGAGUGCGAAUGAUGGGUCUCUUUAUUCACCAGGGAAAGCAAGUGAUAUCUCUGCGGCUGAAGUAUGUGAACAGUUCGGAAACUCAAUAGCUCAGUGCAAGUAA
Messenger RNA from Exophiala spinifera, 1554 nucleotides. RefSeq lists its product as uncharacterized. Gene Ontology annotation, biological process: protein phosphorylation. Gene Ontology annotation, molecular function: protein kinase activity; ATP binding. The transcript has a single exon. Bases 1 to 1554 code for a protein of 517 amino acids. NCBI's taxonomy places the organism in Eukaryota, Fungi, Ascomycota, Eurotiomycetes, Chaetothyriales, Herpotrichiellaceae. The record is from RefSeq and is a predicted model, not a curated record.